GGCUCAAACAAUGAAUUACGUGGGUCAGCUGGCUGGACAAGUAUUUGUUACUGUGAAGGAGCUGUACAGAGGCCUGAAUCCUGCUACUCUCUCUGGCUGUAUAGAUGUCAUAGUAGUUCGUCAGCCCAAUGGCAACCUGCAAUGUUCACCCUUUCAUGUACGUUUUGGGAAGAUGGGAGUUCUGCGCUCCAGGGAGAAAGUGGUGGACAUUGAAAUCAAUGGAGAAUGUGUGGAUCUCCACAUGAAGUUGGGGGACAAUGGCGAAGCCUUUUUUGUUGAGGAGACCGAGGGUAAUGAGGAAUCCAUCCCGUCAUACUUGGCAACCUCACCUAUCUUACUGGAAGGAGCAUCCCUCAUGGAAGCCCAGCUGAAGAGAAGUUCAGUAGAGUGGACUAGAAGUCUGGACUCUGCAGGUUCUUCCCAGAUCCCCGGAAAUACUCACUUGUCCCAAUCCAACACAGACAGUACCACAAGUGGAUCUGUGAAGAAGAGACGGAAAAGAAGGAGGAAAUCCAAGCUGGAUAAUUUAAAGAGAGACGAUAAUGGUGACACAACAGAAGAUGAUGACAUGUUUACCAUGGAGAUGAGCUCAGAGGAUGAGACAGAACCUUUGGAAACCGCCAGAUCAUCUGUCCAGAACAUUUUUAGUGACCGAGUCCCUGAAGUGAACCAGUCACAGAACACUUCCUUCAGUAUACCUGAGAAGUACCCGCAUUCUGAUGGAGAGUGGACACCAGCCCAAAGUCCUCCAGGUUCCCGUCCUGCAACACCUAAGAGUGACUCUGAGCUGGUCAGCAAAGCACUGGAUCGAGGAAUGGCAGCCAGCGAGAUCCCAAUGCACUGGGCCUGGGGGGAGCUACCUAAGGCUACCAAGUCUUCUCCACACAAAGUGAAGGACACAAGUGUUGUGAACAUAAACCCCUCCAAAAGCACACAUUUCAGGAUCAUACAAAGCACUUCUGAAGAAGGGAAAGUCAUGUCACUUCCGACAGCUGCUGAGGAGCCAGCCUUGUGCAUUGUAGAGGAUGUAGGUCCAGAGAUGGAGCCACUACACGAAGCUGAAGAGGUUGAUAUUGAGUCUUUAGGAGCUGCUGCCGCUGCUCCCACAUGUGAAGAUGCAACCCUUUUAACUGUCUGUACAAGCCAACCAUCAACUCAGCCAGCAAGCAAGACUGAUUCACCUUCUAAGAAAAAAGAUAAGCGGAGCAGACAUCUUGGGAAGGAUGGCGUCUACUUAGAUGACAUCACCUGCAUGGAGCCUGAAAUUGCUGCAUUGUAUUUCCCAAAAAGUGGUGACCCGCCUGUACCAGGGAAAAUUGCAGCAGAAAAUGGUGUCCGUUCCACCAACCAGUCACCUCAGUCUGGGGGAAGCUCUGGGGUGGACAGCGGAGUAGAAAGCAUCUCUGAUGGGAUUCGAGAUCUGCCCUCUAUUGCUAUAUCAUUAUGUGGUGGCCUGAGCGACAACAAAGAACUGACUAAAGAGCAGUUCUUGGAGCAAGUGGUAACAUACCAGCAAUUUGUGGACAAUCCUUCCAUCAUUGAUGAUCCCAACCUUGUUGUUAAAAUCGGAAACAAAUACUACAAUUGGCCUACAGCCGCCCCUCUGCUCCUGGCCAUGCAGGCUUUCCAGAAACCAUUACCUAAGGUUACUGUGGACACUUUGAUGAGAGACAAGAUGCCAAAAAAGGGAGGCAGGUGGUGGUUCUCCUGGCGUGGACGGAACAGCAGCAUUAAAGUAGAGUCUAAAGCAGAGCAAGGCUUGAGCGGAAAAGGACUUUACAUUGGCGAACAGGGUGAUGACAGCAGCAUGGAAAAAAGAAUAAAGGAUGAGUCUUCUUCCAGCGACGACGAUCACAGGGCAGCCAAGCAGAACAUAGGCUCUCUGCAGUCCAGCCAGAGUCAUCUUUCGUCAUCGGGUAUUGCGUAUAAGAAGACACUGCGGUUGACCUCUGACCAGCUUAAAAGUCUGAAGCUGAAAAAUGGCCCCAAUGAUGUUGUGUUCAGCGUUACGACUCAGUACCAGGGAACAUGUCGCUGUGAGGGCACCAUUUACCUGUGGAACUGGGAUGAUAAAAUCAUCAUUUCCGAUAUUGAUGGAACAAUUACGAGGUCAGAUACAUUGGGUCAUAUUUUGCCAACUUUGGGAAAAGACUGGACCCACCAGGGAAUUGCUAAACUGUAUCAUAAAGUUAGCCAGAAUGGAUAUAAAUUCCUAUACUGUUCAGCACGGGCUAUAGGAAUGGCUGACAUGACUCGAGGCUACCUGCACUGGGUAAAUGAGCGUGGCACGGUGUUACCUCAAGGACCUGUACUCCUCAGUCCUAGCAGUUUGUUCUCUGCACUGCACAGAGAAGUCAUAGAAAAGAAGCCAGAAAAAAUUCAAGAUCGAGUGUCUGACAGAUAUAAAAAAUCUCUUUCUCCCCCAAUACAGAGCCCUUCUAUGCUGCUUUUGGGAACCGACCUACUGAUGUUUAUUCGUAUAAGCAAGUGGGAGUUUCUUUGAACAGAAUAUUUACGGUGAAUCCCAAAGGAGAGCUCAUCCAAGAGCAUGCGAAGACCAACAUCUCCUCCUACGUACGUCUCUGCGAGGUGGUGGAUCAUGUCUUUCCGCUGUUGAAGAGAAGCCAUUCCUCAGAUUUCCCCUGCUCCGACACUUAUAGUCAGUUCACAUACUGGAGAGAGCCAGUACUGCCCUUCGAAAACCAAGAUAUCCAUCCUCCAGCCUCUUAA
Messenger RNA from Staurois parvus, 2730 nucleotides. Lineage: Eukaryota; Metazoa; Chordata; Amphibia; Anura; Ranidae. The record is from the annotation of a GenBank genome assembly.